Molecule: messenger RNA, 1711 nt
Organism: Cavia porcellus (domestic guinea pig)
Lineage: Eukaryota; Metazoa; Chordata; Mammalia; Rodentia; Caviidae
Gene: Krt35
Product: keratin 35
Exons: 7
Coding region: 57-1418 (453 amino acids)
Biological process (GO): epithelial cell differentiation; intermediate filament organization
Cellular component (GO): cytoskeleton
Molecular function (GO): structural molecule activity
Source: RefSeq, a predicted model, not a curated record
CUGAGUCAGGGUGUCUGGGGUCAGAUCUCCACCACUCACGUCCUCCAGCUGCGGCCAUGGCUUCCAAGUGCCACAAGGCCAGCUUCUCCUCGGGGUCCCUCAAGAGCCCUGCAGGGGCGGCCUCGGGCUCUACCCGCGUGGCCACCAUGUACUCCAGCAGCUCCUGCAAGCUGUCCCAUGGGCCCCGCAGCUUCUCCGUGUGCCCGGCGGGGCUGGGCAGAAGCAGCUACGGGGCUGCCAGCUGCCUCCCUGGCCCCUACUUCCCCACCGGGAGCUUUGCUACCAGCUACAGCGUGGCCGGGGGCAGCUGGUUCGGGGAGGGUGAGCUCACGGGCAGUGAGAAGGAGACCAUGCAGUUCCUGAACGAGCGCCUGGCCAGCUACCUGGAGAAGGUGCGGCAGCUGGAGCGGGAGAACGCGGAGUUGGAGGGCCGCAUCCGGGACUGGUGCGAGCAGCAGGUGCCAUACAUGCGUCCUGACUAUCAAUCCUACUUCCAAGCCAUCGAGGAGCUGCAGAAGAAGAUCCUGAGCAACAAGGCUGAGAAUGCCCGGCUGGUGGUGCAGAUCGACAAUGCCAAGCUGGCUGCUGAUGACUUCAGGACCAAGUACGAGACUGAGCUGUCCCUGCGGCAGCUGGUGGAGUCGGACAUCAAUGGCCUUCGACGCAUCCUGGACGAUCUGACCCUGUGCAAGUCCGACCUGGAGGCGCAGGUGGAGUCACUGAAGGAGGAGCUGCUGUGCCUCAAGAAGAACCACGAAGAGGAGGUGAACUCCCUGCGCUGCCAGCUCGGUGACCGGCUCAACGUGGAGGUGGACGCAGCCCCGCCUGUGGACCUGAACCGCGUUCUGAAUGAGAUGCGGUGCCAGUAUGAGACGCUAGUAGAGAACAACCGCCGGGAGGCUGAGGACUGGUUUGACACCCAGACUGAGGAACUGAACAAGCAGGUGGUGUCAAGCUCAGAGCAGCUGCAGAGCUACCAGGCAGAGAUCAUCGAGCUGAGACGCACGGUCAACGCCCUGGAGAUCGAGCUGCAGGCCCAGCACAGCACGAGAGAUGCUCUGGAGUCCAGCCUGAUGGAGACUGAGUCCCGCUACAGUGCCCAGCUGGCGCAGGUGCAGCACCUGAUCAUAAAUGUGGAGUCGCAGCUGGCGGAGAUCCGGGGUGACCUGGAGCGGCAGAACGAGGAGUACCAAGUGCUGCUGGACGUGCGGGCGAGGCUGGAGGGCGAGAUCAACACGUACCGGGGACUGCUGGAGAGUGAGGACAGCAAGCUCCCCUGCAACCCAUGUGCCGCUGACCUCUCACCCUCUAAGUCCUGCCUGCCCUGCCUGCCUGCGGCCUCUUGCAGCUCCGUCACUGCCCGCACCACCGGCAGCCCCCGCCCUGUCUACGUGCCCUGCUCUGGGGGCCGCUUCUGAAAGUGGCUGAGCUGCAAGGCCCAGGCCCCAUUGGAGCUGGCUUCUACUCACCCCAACACACAGCUGACUCCCCGCUCUGUGCAGCUGCAGAUCUGAGCUGGUGUUUCGGAGCCGGGCGCAAAGGCGGCUGCCCUGAUGGCUCCAUUCUGGAGCCUGGAGCCUGGUGAUCAGUGGCGUGGGGUCUCUGGUGUCUGCCAGAUUCUGGUCAAUCUUGCUUCCUGCAUGUUCCAGAAGACUCUCAGAGGCGGCACAGGGCUCCUGAGGGUGGGAUAAUAAAGUGCUUUUGUCCCAUG